Aphanomyces astaci is the source of this 1293-nucleotide messenger RNA. RefSeq lists its product as hypothetical. NCBI's taxonomy places the organism in Eukaryota, Oomycota, Saprolegniomycetes, Saprolegniales, Verrucalvaceae. Bases 1 to 1293 code for a protein of 430 amino acids. The record is from RefSeq and is a predicted model, not a curated record. The transcript is spliced from 9 exons.
AUGCUCAACCCGGACGACUCCACGUCUCCGAUGCCUUUGAAAGGAGGUAUUUCGGGCGUGUCAGAAGGUGACGCCGAGAUCUGCGUGUCGCACAGCGAUGCGUCGCCGCGUCGUCGGAUCAAAAUGUCAGCCAUUACACUUCGGCGACGCCGAGACGGCGAAGAGGACAAGGGCAAUGUGUUCUGGAACGCCGUGACGGUGCUGAGUGUCUUGUCGCUCGACCGAGUGCAACAAGUGAACCUCAUCAGUAUGUCGAUUGACAAGAUCUUUUCCGUCGUGUCCGAAGAGAAAACGACCAUCUACCUCCACAACACUAGCAAAGCCGCCUUCAAUUACGAAGACCACGUCCUAACAAUUGGACGUGUCAAGUCUGCUGCCGACGACGACCUGCCGUAUUAUGGCCUUAAUGUGUACCACAACGGCACGAUCAAAUGGUUCAUGCGCAUGCACGUGACGUGUCCGACGGUGGGCACUAUGUCGUUUCAACAGCCCUUGCGACUUGAAGUGGUCGGCGGCGACCUGCAUCUCAUGACCGGCCAGGCUACCGGAGACGAUGCGUCGACAUCCCCCGUCGGAAAUGUCUUUAUCAACGCCCUCAGUUCCAGGGGAUCGAUUCAGUUGAACGCGGAAUCGUGGCUACUGCCCGUGCAAGUGGGGGAACAUGUGUCUUGGCGGCGAUGUCGGUGGCCGUUGGAGCUGCCGACGCGACCGCGUUCAUUUAAGUACAAGCCCAACGUUGUUAACGCGAGUGAUUUCGUGGUCGAUGUCAAUGCUACCGUGACCGUGACGGCUCCCCACGUUGACGUUGUGACGGCAGCAGGCAGAGGGACAAGUUUAUCGUUGGCUUUGAUUUGGUUGACACGUAUGGUUGGCGACGAAGUCGAGGCAAGUCGGUUCACAACAUCAUUACUGGCGCUGGGUAACGUUCCCAGCACCGGUCUGUUCGAAUUUGACUUGGCAGUUCACGGUCUGCGCGCUGAAAUGGACGAGUUGAACGACGUCGAGACGUUGCUCCUUCAUAUGGCAAAGUGCCAAGUGGUGCGACAAACUCGCAGUCUAGCGAAGGAAGAAGGCGUGGAGGUGAAGGUCGUCGUCGUCGAAGCCACGGUGGACGUAGACGAGUGGCAUUGCCUCGACGAUGAUGAAGCGAUAGCUCCGACGUUAUAUGGUCGGUCCAUCGUUCAGUUUCAAGGGGAGGUUGCCUUGUCAGCCACGCAUUCUGUUGAGUGUGCCUCGAGAUUGCGUCGAAACCGUGGCUUGACGCCAGCCAUUCAUUCACUGACGUACGAUUGA